CUUUGAAAAACCGUUAACUUCAGCUUGCCAGUUGAGACUUGAGGAUUGUCAACGGAUCAGGACUUGAGUGGAACCGGCUUAAAAACUACGAAAACAGUUAUGAAUCAAAGGGUGAGAAAAAAUUUAAGAGCCGCAAGAGCUGUUAAAGAACCAAUCCAGGUGUUUUGCCGAGUACGACCUUUGGCAUGCCCUGAACUGAGUAUUUUAAAAAUAAUCCCUCCUAACUACAUUCAAUUGACACCUCCUUCGUCUGCAAAUCUACGUAAUGGAGUAUGCCGUGGUCUGCAGUUCAGUUUUAAGGAAGUGUUCAACGAGUCAGUUGGCCAAAAGAGAGUCUUCGAUACUGUAGCCUUGCCGUCGGUUGAAAACGUCCUUUGCGGAAGGAAUGCCCUAAUCUUUACAUAUGGGGUGACAAGCAGCGGAAAGACAUAUACGAUGUCAGGCUCUCCACAAAACGGUGGAAUAAUGCCGAGGUCUCUCGAUGUCAUUUUUAACAGCAUAAGGAAGUACCAGGCGAAAAAAUUUAUCUUCAAGCCGGACAAACUAAACGGUUUUGAUAUCCAAAGUGAAUCCGAUGCGAAAAUUGACAGGGAUCAGGAUUUAUUGCUAAAAUUGUCAUCUGCUAAUAAAAAAGUAAAGGAUGAUAAAAGAGAAUUUGAAGCAGACAUCAUAUCAAGAAUCCGAGAGGAUACAAAAAUAAUGACACUAGAUGAAGACAAUUGUUAUAGUGUAUUUAUAACGUAUGUUGAAAUUUACAACAAUUCUGUUUACGAUCUACUAGAAGAUCUUGAUGAAAAUAUACGUCCUCAAUCAUUACAGCAAAAGAUAGUGCGGGAAGAUUCAAACCACAAUAUGUUUGUUCAUGGUGUAAAUGAAAUCGAGGUGUCAACAGCGGAUGAGGCGUUUGAACUUUAUUACAAGGGUCAGAAGAGGAGGAGGAUGGCCCAAACAAUGCUCAACUCUGAGUCCAGUAGGAGCCAUUCCGCCUUCACUAUCCGGAUCGUCCAAGCGCCUCUUGAAGAAGAUGGCAAAGAGUUAUGCAGUGAUAAAUCGUCAAUGAUUGUCAGCCAGCUGUCAUUAGUGGACCUCGCUGGAAGUGAAAGGACAAAUCGGACCAAAAAUACAGGCCAACGUCUCCGUGAAGCAGGUAAUAUAAACAACUCUCUGCUGACUCUUCGGACUUGUCUGGAAUUAUUGAGAGAGAACCAGAAUGGUGCGAACAAAAUGAUUCCGUACCGAGACUCAAAGUUGACCCACCUGUUUAAGACGUUUUUGGAUGGGGAUGGUCAAGUUACUAUGGUCAUUUGCAUCAGCCCACGCGUUGAUGAGUUUGAUGAACUAAUGCAUGUGAUGAAAUUCGCUGAAACAAGCCAGGAGGUACAAGUUGCAGUUUCCACCCCGAUAAAAACCGCAUGCUUCACCCCUGGUCGCAGGAAGGCUUAUCACGCAUAUCAGCAGAUUAUGAAAGAGUCAGAAAACAAAGAAAAUGAAGGUGGCGAUAAAAAAGAUUCCGAUGACAAAUAUUUCUCCUCGCAUUGGUUUAGCAAUCUUCCAGAUGUGCGUUUUAUCGACAUAUGUGACGACAACAUUCUGCCGAAUCUGAUCAAAAAUCUUGAAGAGGGGUUGGAUUAUAUGUCUAAAGUGAAAUCAUCUAUUAAAGAAAAUUGUUCAGAGGGCAGGAAAAAAAUCCUGGUCGUCCAAAGGGAGGCCAUUAUGACAUCGCAAGAGCUUAACACUCUCAAGAAUCUUUUCGAUUCUGAAAAGGAAAAGGUGAUCAACUUGGAGAACAAAGCAGUAAAUAGUGACACGCAGUUGUUGAAAAUGAAAAGGAAAUUAGAUGAUUAUGAAGUUAAUGUCAAGCGGCUUAAGAGAGAGCUCUCAGAAAAGGACUUGCUCAUAAAUAAAAAAAAGAUGGAAACUGAAAAAACCAAACAGGACUUUGCUCAAAAAAUAGCCCAGACGCAAGAAAGGUUGAAUCUAGACCUGGAGCGUAAAUUGAGAAGCCAAAGGUCUGCCUUGCAGUAUGAAAUGAGGAAUAAAGAGAAAAAGCUGAAAGCUGUCAAGAAAAUCCUUGCGAGUGAUGAUGUUUCGAAUUUUGAUCAAUUCGCUAAGCCAAGACUCCCCGAGAGCAGAUCAGCCGAAUCGCUCGUUCCAAAAACUCCUCAAACUCCUGUCCAUUCCGCUCGCACUGCUGCAAAUAACGCAACGCCAAGUAGCACCACGCCUUCCUCAAGGGAUUUUCGAAAGAUGGGUGUACCUGUGGCGAACAGAAGACAUCGAAGGUCGCGAUCUGCUGGCGACGAUUUUUGGCUUGACCACCGCCCAGGUGCUCAAAUCCCUCUGGGUACGAUUAUGCAGCCAACAAUGGCGAGGAGAAAAUCAAUAACAAAACUAACAGACGCCAAAGAUGUGACUGAAGUCGCAAGCAAAUACUGUCUAUUGACGCAUGGUCAAGACAGCGACGGUGAUAUCGAAACUAGAUUGUACAAGGGCGAUGUGAUACCGACAUCUGGGGGUGGUGCCCAAGUCAUGUUCAAUGAUAUCGAAGUCCUUCGCCAGGUUUCGCCUACUAACUCUUCCCCGUCAAAAAGGCCUGGUGAGAACUGCCAAGAAAAUUGCUUCUCGGCAGUCAAUUCCAGACGUCGUCAUCAUUAACUCUACCUUAGCUUAUAAUUUUAUCAUUUGAAUAUCAAUAAUAAUAUUUUUAUAUUAUAUGAUUAAUUUGUUAAUACUUCUGCAUGUGCGUUCAAUUUUGUUAAUAUUAAUCAUAACUUAUAUAAUUAAUUGUGAUAUGUAUAUUACAAAACCAAAAUUAUGUCAAUAUUCAGCAAUUUUAUUUUUAUUUAUUAUUAUUUUGUUUUGUUAAAUGCUCGAAUGUUCACACGAGGGAUGUUAACCUAUUAAUUAGAAUUAGGGAUAAAACUAAUUUUACCUACUUUAAAGCAAUAAUUUUAACAUCUCUGUAUAAAUUAUUAAUAAAUUAAAAUAUCCCUGUA
Cimex lectularius (bed bug) is the source of this 2996-nucleotide messenger RNA. RefSeq names its product kinesin-like protein KIF23 (gene pav). The transcript is spliced from 15 exons. Gene Ontology annotation, molecular function: ATP binding; microtubule binding; ATP hydrolysis activity. The coding region runs from base 100 to 2655 and encodes 851 amino acids. Gene Ontology annotation, cellular component: microtubule; kinesin complex; nucleus. The record is from RefSeq and is a predicted model, not a curated record. NCBI's taxonomy places the organism in Eukaryota, Metazoa, Arthropoda, Insecta, Hemiptera, Cimicidae. Gene Ontology annotation, biological process: microtubule-based movement.